GAAGUGCUGUCAUGGUGGACCCGGCGGCUCCCGGCCGAUUGGAAAAAGGCCCUGGAAAUCUAAGGGUACAGGAGGCGACCGGUCCUGGAGGAGCCCUGGUGGAGCUCACCCCGACCCCCGGCGGCCUGGCUCUGGUGAGCCCCUACCACACCAACCGGGUCGGGGAUCCCUUAGACCUCGUGGCGCUCGCCGAGCAGGUGCAAAAGGCUGAUGAAUUCAUUCGAGCAAAUGCUACUAACAAGCUGACAGUCAUUGCUGAGCAAAUCCAACACUUGCAAGAACAAGCUAGGAAGGUACUGGAAGAUGCUCGCAGAGAUGCUGACUUGCACCACGUGGCUUGUAAUAUGGUGAAAAAACCUGGCACCAUUUACUAUCUUUACCAGCGGGAGAGUGGCCAGCAGUACUUGUCCAUCAUUUCUCCAGAGGAAUGGGGAGCAGGCUGUCCACAUGACUUCCUUGGUGCCUACAAGCUGCAACAUGACUUGUCGUGGACUCCAUACGAAGACAUUGAGAAGCAAGAUGCUAAAAUUGGCAUGAUGGACAAGCUGCUGAACCAGCCCAUAGCCUUGCCCCCAUGCACUGAACCCACCUUCCAGGGACUAACUCACUGAGUGUAGCUCUGAGGAACAGUGCUCAUGACAAAGGCCUGACCACCACCAACCGUCUCCUUGUCCACAUUCUCUUCCUUGUGUGUGUGUGGGGAGGCUCAUGAGGACUUUGGGUUUUGGGGUGAAUCAUGAACUCCUUGGAAGGAGAGCCUGGUGAAUGGGGUAAGGAUGGUGAAUGGAAUCGCUGAACUCCUGUGGGAUCUUCCUGAGCCCACCGAUACCCAGUCACUCGGUUUCAGAGGAUUAGGUAGUGCUUUCCUUCACCUCAGCACUGGGGAAGGAAGAACUCUCUUCCCACAACAAGCUGGUGGGUCAUUUUCCUGUCUUUUGUGUCAGGUUGGUAUUGAAGCUGUCUACGUAGGUGCUGUGCCAAUUUAAGGUUGAUUCAGGAAUUGCAGUGUUGCCUAUGGAGGAUUAAAAGAA
Messenger RNA from Chionomys nivalis (European snow vole), 1031 nucleotides. RefSeq lists its product as uncharacterized. The record is from RefSeq and is a predicted model, not a curated record. The transcript has a single exon. The coding region runs from base 12 to 611 and encodes 199 amino acids. NCBI's taxonomy places the organism in Eukaryota, Metazoa, Chordata, Mammalia, Rodentia, Cricetidae.